UAUUGAUUUUCAUCUCAUCAACAACAGAAUAUUCAAAUAAAAAACAAUGAAGCUAUGCUAUCUCAAAUAUGAUGAUCGUUGUUAUAUGAACAAUAAUAAAUUCAUUACAUGGAUCUAUGUUCAAUACAUAAUAUUAAUAGUAUGUUGUUCAGGAUUAUUAUGGCCACCAAUCGUGCAAACAGCACCGUCAAUUAAAAUUGAUAAAAACACUAUCGAAUUAUUAAAUAAUGGUCUGAAAGCAUUGGUCAGCAUCAAGCAAAUAUUAUCAACAUUACAAACAUUCAAUGAACUUCAUACGAUGCUCAAAGAGCAAAAACAACAACAACAACAGCAACAACUACAUAAUCCAAAUCAAAUUUCCAUUUCCGGUAUGCCAAUCUUAUUACAUUCUCCUACUUCGACAUCAUCUUCAUCUGCAGAAACUUUGGAUGUUAAUCCGGCAACCUUGUUAUCAAUACAGCCUUUAACACCACUUUCAAACCGACCACGUGCAAAUUUUGUUCAAAAAUUGUUUGGAAAAAUACCAUCACUGUUAUUGCUGCCAAAUGUUAAUAAUAAAAGUCUGAAUAACAAAGUUACUACAGUUCAACGAGAUCCAUCAUUGGGAUUAAUAAAAAUUGGUGAAAAGCCACCACCAGGUUUGUUUCCAGAAACAUUGCCAUAUUCAGUUUCUCAAUUUGAAUCAUCGAACGAACAAUCAGUUGCAUCACAAUCCCCAUCAUCCAUAAACGAACAAGAUGCAUUCAAACAGCUAACCUCAGCUGUUGUUAGUCAACAUCAAAAACAUCAUCAUAGUUUAGAUCUUGAUCACAAUCUCAAUCAACAAUUAUCAACAUCAGAACUUGAAGAUAAAAGAAUAGCCCAACCGAUAAAUCGAUUCAUGUACAAUAAACCAUCAUCAUUUUUGACAAACAAAAACCAAGACGAGGAAGAAACAUAUGGAUAUUUUGAUCAUGAUACAUUGAUACCAUAUCAUUAUUUUAGCACAUCAGCAUUUUCAGCUAUACCAACCAAAUCAUUAUCAUCAUCAAUAGCGAUAAAAAGAAGAUAAUUUAUUUGUUUUAUCAUAUCAUUUGAUCAUCAGCUGAA
Messenger RNA from Dermatophagoides pteronyssinus (European house dust mite), 1089 nucleotides. RefSeq lists its product as uncharacterized. The record is from RefSeq and is a predicted model, not a curated record. Lineage: Eukaryota; Metazoa; Arthropoda; Arachnida; Sarcoptiformes; Pyroglyphidae.